AUGUCAACGGUGCUAGGACAGCAGGACAGCAGACAGCUGGAGCUUGGUGCAGGCUACAUUUAUGUGGACUCUGAUGAUAAUGAAGACUGUGUAGAUCUGACAGAAGAGGGCACUUCUAAUACCAAAGAAGAAGAAGAUGUGCUAUGUAUGGAGUCUGAUUGUUCAAGAAGUGAAGUGGACAAAGAUAAAGAAAGUACCAGUGAAGGCUUCCUCUGUCCUACACGACUGAUCUCCCAAAGUCGUUUCUCUUCACUGCCUAACUGGUCUCAGAUCUCCAAUGUCAUCAACAAAGCCCUGCUCCUCCACAAAGACCACCAUCCCAAUGAAGAGUCAAAGAGCAGAACAAAUCGUAAUGCCAUCUGUAUAGAGUCAGACAUGUCCGACGAUGUUCAGGAGGACUAUGAAGAACACUACAAUCAAGAUGCCAUCUGUAUAGAGUCAGACAUGUCCGACGAUGUUCAGGAGGACUAUGAAGAACACUACAAUCAAGAUGCCAUCUGUAUAGAGUCAGAUGAUGACAUGUCCGACGAUGUUCAGGAGGACUAUGAAGAACGCUACAAUCAAGAAGAUGUCAUCUGUGUAGAGUCGGAUGAAGAUAUGUCUACCAAUGUUCAGGAGGUCUGUGAAGAACACUACAACCGAGAGAACCUGUUCAAUUAUGUGAGACAAGGGAUCAGAGAUAUAGAAGGGUUCUGCAUCGCCUGUGGCACUGAACAUAUCAUCGGUGGGCACCCCCUCUUUAUUGGAGGCUUCUGCCAUAAAUGUACGGAGUGGUUCUUGAGUUGGGGUUAUCAGAUGGAUGAUGAAGGUCGCCAGUGUUACUGCAGCAUCUGCUGCUCUGGGAAAGAGAUCCUUGUGUGCAGUAAUCGCUACUGUUGGAGGCGUUUCUGUUUAGAAUGUGUGGAUUUGUUGGAGGGAGAGGGGUCUGCUCAGGCAGCCAGAGAAACAGAUCCCUGGAAGUGUUAUAUGUGCCGAGAGAUGUUGGUGAGUGGUCUACUGCAAAGACGCCAUGAUUGGCCCUCUCGCCUCCAGACUCUACUGACCAACAAGAAUGAUCCGAAAUAUGAUCCUAUAGUUCUAUAUCCACCAAUCCCAGCGGAGAAUCGGAAGGGAAUUCGGGUCCUGUCUCUCUUUGACGGAAUUGCAACAGGUUUGUUGGUAUUGAAGAGCCUGGGCAUUGAGGUAGAGCGCUACAUUGCAUCAGAGGUGGAUGAGGCUGCUAUUACAGUGGGUACAGUGCGACACCCUGGGGAGAUCACCUAUGUGGGGGACAUACAAGAGAUCACGGGCAAACAGAUUGAAGCCUGGGGACCCUUUGACUUGGUACUUGGAGGAAGUCCGUGUAAUGAUCUUUCUGUGGUCAACCCAAAUCGUAAAGGCCUUUAUGGGGGAAGUGGACAGCUGUUUUUUGAUUUUCCUCGUCUGCUGCACAAAGUAAGGCCAAAGCCAGGAGAUGACCGAGCCUUCUUCUGGCUCUUUGAGAAUGUUGUGUCGAUGGACAAGCAGUUCAGCAGAGCCAUUACCCAGCACUUGGAGAUCAAGCCAGUUUCAAUUGAUGCCAGCAAAGUCUCACCUGCACACAGACUACGCUACUAUUGGGGAAACCUGCCGGGUAUGGACAGGCAACUGGUCGCUACGGAAAGAGACAAAUUGACCUUACAGGACUGUCUGGAACCUGGACGAGAAGCAAAUAUGCAGAAGAUUCAUACCAUAACAACAAACCCGUACUCUAUGAGGCAGGGGAAGGAGCACAAGUAUCCGGUCUCCAUGAGCCAGAUGGAAGAUGUCCUGUGGUGUUCAGAGGUGGAAAGGGUGUUUGGCUUUCCUCCACAUUAUACCGACAUUGGCAUGAUGAAGCGUACAUCCCGGAUGAAACUUCUUGGAAGGGCCUGGAGUGUCCCUGUCAUACGUCAUCUCUUUGCCCCCCUUAAGGAGUAUUUUGCCAGUAGAUGAAGAUGACAUGUGACUUCAUGAAACAAGAGUUUUAAGCGUUGAAAAUAACUAAGACUUUUUUAAUACUUUUUUUAAAAUCUUUUUUUGAUGUUUUUGUUUUGAUUGUUUACGUUUUUUUGUAAUGUAGACCUUUCAGCAAACAGUAAAAUUAAACAUAUUUAAGUA
Molecule: messenger RNA, 2118 nt
Organism: Rana temporaria (common frog)
Lineage: Eukaryota; Metazoa; Chordata; Amphibia; Anura; Ranidae
Product: DNA (cytosine-5)-methyltransferase 3A-like
Exons: 20
Coding region: 1-1953 (650 amino acids)
Biological process (GO): regulation of gene expression
Cellular component (GO): nucleus
Molecular function (GO): methyltransferase activity
Source: RefSeq, a predicted model, not a curated record